UGGCGAUUGAAAGGGCCGAAUGACUGCCCAGCAGCGGUUUGCGUCUGCUGCCGACACUAUCUGUGUUUGGGACCCCUUUCAGUUGACUCAUCCUCUCACUCGAGCGGCCAGUGACACAAAAACACAUUUUACAUCCGUACGGUGGAGCGAGAAUGGUCAAUUACUUGUGGCUGCCAAUGGUGGUCUGUCUGUGUUUAAAGCAUCAGGUCCAGAUACAGCAACGAGUCGACUUAAGACUGAGAAAACGGAUGCAUUAUGUGCUUGCUUUUCUGGUACACGGCACGUUCUAUCGGGCCACACUGACUCAACCAUAAAACUUUGGAACAUCAAGAGCAAAUCAGUAGCAAAGACAUUUAAAAGUCACACGUCUGCUGUCACAUGCUUAGCAAUGAGUUGUGAUGGUUCUCGACUGUUAUCUGGUUCUACUGGCGGUGACCUGAUAUGUCACAAUAUUAGCAGUGGUGACACAUCCAGACCAAUGAAAACUCCCACUGUCGAGUCAGUGACUGACGUUCAGUUCAGUGUAUUUUCCAACUCGUUAGCCACCUCGUCAAGCCAAGAUGGUUACAUACACAUUUGGGACAUGAACACGCAGCAGUUGAGGAAGACGUUUGCUCAGCAACAUCACGGAGGAGCUACUAGCAUUGCGUUCUCACUACUGAACGAGAAACUGUUUGCAAGCUGUGGAAUGGAUGGAAAGAUUAACUUCUACGACGCAGCACAGCAACGGCAUCUUAUGUCACGAAAUGCAGACGUUCCGUUGUCGGCUGUGUUGAUUAUGUCUGAUGGGUUCACGGUGAUUGCCGGCUCUGCAACUGGGUAUUUCUUUCAGUAUGAUUUACGGUCGGGGAUAUCUGAUGGUCUUAUUACGAGCGUGAAAACGCACCAAAUGAAAAUCGCAAGUUUGUCUUGUCGCUUUGUCACACGGAUAUCUGGCGGAGGUCAUAGAGCCAGUGUGGCAUCACAAGGAAGCAGUGGAACUAUAGAGAAGGGAAGGACACGACAUAAAUUACCUUCUGAGACAAAAACUGUUGUUAGUGUGUCGUCACUGACUCAUAGCACAAGUUCACAUCAAUCAACAGCAAGUGGCAGUGCGUCAAGCCACCCGCAAGAGCUGUCCCACUCAACCGCAUCCUUACAAUCUAAUAUGGGUACUAGUAGUCAACGCGGACAGUGGAAUGAGCCUGUCACUCCUCUGGUUUCAUUCUCAACCACACCAGCUAUCAAGUCUUCCACAUCUGUGUUUAGUCCUGAGAGUGUAUUUUCACCUCUCACUGCUAGCAGCACGAUGAAGCUGCCAAGGACUCAAGCCAGCACACCACCACACAAACUGGUAACGUCAGUCACUAACGACCGACACAAGGUUGCUCGAAGUGCAGCCACAAUGGUAACAGAGUCGACAUCACCGCUUGUUAGCUUAAGCAGCAAAGCAUCAUCAGCUGCGACAGAGAUUGGUUCAUAUGCGGGAUCUUUGCCUUUGUCAAGCAUCAGCACAACUGCUUCCAUGCAGACAGGCCAUCUUUCUGUGCAGCCACCAUCCAUGUUUUCUUUGAUUUCGCCGCCACUGGAGCAACAACUGGCGGUGUUGUCGACCUCGGUAGCUGUGACAUGUGUGGCUCUACAGCCACCGUCCUUCUACUCGUCACCAACAAGGCCCAGUCACGAUGUGUCACAAUUCUCGUUGCCUUCUCGACAGCCCAUUUCGUCAACAAUAUCGGGUGAUAUGUUUUCGCCUUUGACGUCAGUCAAUCAAGAAGGAAAUCAGACAGGCAUGCCAACACUAGUCGCUUCAUCUGGCAGAGAGUUUCAGCGGUUGUGUAAUGUGGUGGACGGACCUAAAGAAGUAGGUCUAACAUCGAGUGUUGCACAGCCACGUCUUGAUCCACAAAUGCAAUCUGCUCAGUCAAUGGAUGAGGGUCAAUCGAACAACACCUUGCUUGCUACAACAGCUACUGCUCGUGUACAUGCAGCAACAGACAGUCUGAUGGAUGUAAAACGAAUACACCCUGUUGCAUCUUUAGGAACUGGAGUGAGUCCUAUGGGAAACAUGCCCGUACACUCAUUGACAACUGCUCAGCCUCAACCUCAAUUUCAUCUCCAGGUGUUUCAAAGUAUGAUCGAUGAUUCUAUCGAAGAGCUGAGACUAAACUUGUAUAGACACAUCAGGGAUGUCCACGUGGAUAUCAUACGACAGUUUGAACAGACUGAGACGAAUAUUCAAGCCAUGCUUGAGACGCAUUCUGUUAAUCCUGCACUGUUGGAGGAGAUCGCCAGACUGAAGGAGGAAAACGAACGACUAAAAAGAAAAUAUUAGGAGCCGCCGACGUGUGGUCAGUAUUACUCUGGUAUUAAUAGCAAGUCACAAUUACUAUCGUUACUACCAUAUUAGUCAUCAAAUAGAACCACACCCACGCACUUGUUUUGCACAAUGUCUUA
Molecule: messenger RNA, 2436 nt
Organism: Corticium candelabrum
Lineage: Eukaryota; Metazoa; Porifera; Homoscleromorpha; Homosclerophorida; Plakinidae
Product: protein NEDD1-like
Exons: 11
Coding region: 20-2314 (764 amino acids)
Biological process (GO): microtubule nucleation; mitotic cell cycle
Cellular component (GO): spindle pole; pericentriolar material; ciliary basal body
Molecular function (GO): gamma-tubulin binding
Source: RefSeq, a predicted model, not a curated record